GCUGAAUGACAGUCCCAAUGUACCCUUGGUCCGUAACUGCUAUAACUGUGGUCAGCCCAGACACAUCUCAAGGUUUUGUCCACUGCCUGACCGUAGACUCAAUGGAGGUCAACUACCUAAUAGUAACUUUGUGCUUGUUUCUACUCAGCCCUUACUUACCUAUCCUUCUAUGUCGAAUGCAAGCUGGGAGGCGUGUCAAUACCCUCGAGGAUAUCAUCAGCCGAAUCAACAGUAAGCACGAAGCAGAUGUUGCACGAGAGAAAGCAGUCCAAGAAGGAAAUGACGGGAAGAAACGAGAACAUGAGGAAAAAGAAAGACGUCUACGAGAAAAGAGAGAGCGGGAGGAGUUUCAGUCGUCCAUUCGUCAAGAGUUAUCGUCUAAGUUGGAUGCUGUUAGAGAAGUUGUUAGUGGGAAGAAGGCUAGUGACGCUGAGGAGAUUGCCAAGCUGCGUGCGCAGGUUGAGAUGCUGUGUUGUCGGAAGGAGCCUGUUGUUACGAAGGACUCCGUUGUUGACGAGGUUCGCAAGUUGAAGGCCCGUGUGGAUGACCUUCAACGUGCUCGAGAUGCUGUGAGCACGUCUGCCACGAUCAGACAGACUUGCGAUGAUGCCAAAGAGCUGACGCGAUUUCGGAAGGAGCAACUGGACGUUAAGGCUGCUACCGAUAAACGCUUGGCUACGUUGGAGGCAGUCAUCGUUGCACUGCAAAAGCAGUGUGAAGUAGCCGAAGCCGACGCUGAAGCAUGGAAGAACGGAGCACUGCGCCCCGGUAACAAGCGUGGUGCUAUGGCGAUUGGUCAGACGCUUGCGACGGAAGCCAGGGUUAGGUCUCGAGUUACUCCGGCUGUAACACCUGGAGCCACAGGACGUGUCAACCCGCAAAUCAAAGCAAUGGUUGAGCGGCAUCAGCAAGAGGUGGAUCUGUUGAAGGAGAUGCGGUUGCGAGAGGUUAAUGCCCGUAAAGAAUCGGAAGAAGAGAUCGAACGGCUUAGGAAUUCAUUGGCGAAGCUGGAUUCUGCGAAGAAACGUGGCGGAACUAAUCUGAAAUCGAAGCUGGAUUAAGUUGUCGGUGGGUCUGCCAGAAAAGAUUCGGUCAAGGAGACCCCUAUGGUCUUGGUUAGUCAACGGGAAGCUGCAUUGAGGGAGGAACGGAAGAAACUGCUCAAUCUU
Messenger RNA from Chara braunii, 1169 nucleotides. The record is from the annotation of a GenBank genome assembly. Lineage: Eukaryota; Viridiplantae; Streptophyta; Charophyceae; Charales; Characeae.